This is a messenger RNA of Racocetra fulgida, 592 nucleotides long. The record is from the annotation of a GenBank genome assembly. Lineage: Eukaryota; Fungi; Glomeromycota; Glomeromycetes; Diversisporales; Gigasporaceae.
UCAAAUGAAGAUUACACAAUUCACUUUUCUUGACAAUGGAGGAAUUCAGUUUAUGAAAUUUUCUCAGAAAAAUGAUCCUGGUGGUAUCGAAGGAAAUUUGGAUUCGCUUAUUAUAUCAGUACCAGCAGAUCUGAAAGGAUAUUUGGGGCCUGUUCAUAAUAUUAAGCUUUAUUUAAGCAAAAGACCCGCAAAUUGUGCAUGUCAAUUUCUUCAUCUUAAAAUUAAUAAAAAUAUUCAUGAAUACAAAAAUGGUAAAUGGUAUUUUGACGCUAAAUUGGGUCAGAAUUCGUGCAGCAACUUUAUGAAAAGCAUUUGUACCGAAGUUGGAAUAAAUAUCAAGGAUCGUGAUAUCGUUAAUCACUCAGGAAGAACCACACCAAUUACACAUUUAUUUCAUGAGGGUAUUCCGAUUGUUACCUCGAUGUCAAUAACCGGCCAUAAAAGCGAAUCAUCAUAUUGUAUAUAUUCACGACCAAGUGAGCAGCAGAAAAAGGAUGCAUUGUCUACAUUAAUUGACGUUGUUGAUCUUCCGGAAUCUCAAAAUAAUGAAGAUAAUGAUGUUGAUGAUUCUUUAAAUAAAAAUCAGGAUUCG